UUUCGAAUAAAUAAUUUAUUUCCCUAAUAACUAUUUAGCUUUGAAAAAAAAAAAAAAAACCUUGAGAUUCCCCUUCCUCUCCCUCCUUUCUCCCAAAUCUCUCUCUUUGCUGAUUGCAAGUCCCUAUAUUCUCUCUUCAUUUAAUAUGGGUUUUCUCCCCUUAAUGUCUUAAACAACAGAAAAGAAAAAAAUUUCUAUUUUUCCUUGUUUCUUUUGAGUUUUCUGGGGUUUCUGUAAUCUGGGUAUUUCUGAAAAUGGGGAAAAACCAAGCCUAUAAGGCUAUGCAAAGAGCCAGGCUUGGCUCUACCUCUGCAGGUCCUGAAGAGAUCGAUGAUGGCAUGGUGGAUGGUUCUUUUCAUUCACCAGAGUGGCAUGCUGCUCGUUUGGCCAGCCUUAAAACAUCUCAUACGGUUACAUGGGAAGAGUUUAAAAAGAAACAAAAGGAAGAUGCGUUGAGAAAGGGGGAAUUAGAAGCAGAUACAGAUCGACUGAUGAGAGAGUAUAGAGCUCAGCUAGACGCUGAAAGGGCACGCAAGCUUGCACAUGGUAGAAACCACUCCAGCAGUAAAUCUAGCCAUAAAAAGGAUCGAAAAGACAAAGAUGCAAAGAAAUGCAGCAGCAGAAAGAGAAAGCGUUCAAGACGGAGGUCUUCUGACUCUAGCUCCUCCAGUUCAUCCUCGGAAUCUCCAAGCAGUGAUGAUGAAGGGAGAGACUCAAGAAGAUCGAAGUCCAAGUCUAAGAGAGAUAAGAAAAAGAAGCACAAAUCAAGAAACAAGAACUCAAGCACUGACAAUGAAGAAGCUGAAGGUCCUGUGCCACUUUCAAGAUUUUUUGAGAAUGUGAAGAGUUAAUGGCAUGAGAAAGAUACUGUUUAUGUACUUGAUACAGACUCCCUGCAGUAGAAAAUAAUUUUUCUCCCAUCCUUUCUGAAUUAAGAGCUUGUGCCUUUGUUUUUCUACGUUAGUUGGCGUUUGAUUUCUGCUUUCUGCAUUUCAUUAACUUUGAUCAAUCGUAUGAUAUGGAUUUGUUGAAACCUGUUAAAUUUCUUCCACCAAUCUCUCUUUCUAGCCCGAUUGCAUUAAAAAGCAUUCAAUGGUACUCCUGAAGUAGGCCUUUGGACUCAUAAUUAUUACUGCUAACAUACGACAUGAUAUAAUUGAUCAUCUGUAGAGUAGCCAUUGACGAAUUUAAGUGGUGAGAAACAGUGUUGCUUCAUGUCAAUUGUUGACUCCAGUUGUACCUGGCCGCUGGCCCAUCUUAACAUUAUGGGCUUGUAGACAGGUGGUUUUAACGGGUCUUCUAUUCCUUACUUGUCAACAGCAUCCAAGUAUCAGCAUCACACUCAACCAAGAUUCUACAAGCAUGAUCGACAACAUGAUAUCAUGUAACUGAGUCAAUGUUACAUGCAUGCCAAGUAUAUCUUCACUUCUGACACAUAAUAGAUCGCCAGUAAUGGAAAAACAUUUAAAGAGGUCGACCCGAAAAGCUGAAACUUUGAUUGAGUCCUGCCUUUACAAAGAAAGAAGGGAGGAGGCUGUACGACGAAAGGAGCUACACUCGAUUAUGAAUGUCUUGGAGAUUCAACAGAUAGAACAACAAAAGAAAACAAGACAGCCCGUACAAACACCAAUACAACUGUUAUUGUUUCCUGCAUUC
This is a messenger RNA of Durio zibethinus, 1656 nucleotides long. RefSeq lists its product as uncharacterized. The record is from RefSeq and is a predicted model, not a curated record. Lineage: Eukaryota; Viridiplantae; Streptophyta; Magnoliopsida; Malvales; Malvaceae.